UUCCCUUUUUGUUUUAAUCUAAGAAGUUAGUAGAUGUAGUAAAUACAGUUUCUUUCUUACUUGCUAUUAAACAUAUGAUAUUAAAUUAUUCAUUAUGUUUACCAUGGAAUAUUUUUAGUUACUUUACACAUCCUUUUUUUUUAUUUCACAAUAAUAGUGGCAUUUCUUUCUUUUAUUUUUAGGAUGCCUCCGAAAAAGGUGGAAGAACCAGAAAAGAAGCCUUUAAUUGGAAGAGUUGGCACUAACCUUAAAGUAGGCAUUGUUGGUGUCCCUAAUGUUGGUAAAUCAACAUUCUUUAAUGUGCUGACCAAAAGUCAAGCUGCUGCAGAAAACUUCCCUUUCUGCACCAUCGAUCCCAAUGAAAAUAAGGUACCAGUCCCCGAUGAAAGGUUCGACUAUCUCUGCGAAUUUCACAAGCCAGCAAGCAAAGUCCCUGCAUUCUUGAAUGUCGUCGACAUCGCCGGCUUGGUACGAGGCGCCGCAGAGGGACAAGGGCUUGGCAACGCGUUCCUCUCACAUAUCAAGGCUUGUGAUGCUAUUUUCAAUUUAUGUCGAGCUUUCGACGACGAAGACGUUAUUCAUGUGGACGGUGACGUCAAUCCCGUCCGCGACUUGGAGACCAUCGGUGAAGAGCUGAGGCUCAAAGACGAGGAGCAGCUAAUGCAAAAUAUUGAGAAGUUGGACCGCCAAGUCAACCGUGGCAACGAUAAGAAACUCAAACCUGAAUAUGACUCGCUCUUGAAGAUUAAAACAAUAUUAGUAGAUGAAAAGAAACACAUUCGUUUUGGUGAUUGGAGUGCUGCUGAUAUAGAAGUGUUGAACAAAUACCUGUUCUUAACCUCCAAGCCUGCAUUAUAUCUCGUGAAUUUAUCAGAAAAGGAUUAUACCAGGAAGAAGAAUAAAUGGUUACCCAAACUUAAGGAAUGGAUUGACAAAAAUGAUCCAGGAGCACCUUUGAUCCCAUUCUCAGGAGCUUUAGAAACUAAAUUGUUAGAUAUGGACCCCGAAGAAAGGAAAGCUUACUUGAAAGAACACAAUAUUACAAGUGCUUUGGAUAAAAUAAUCGUGCAAGGCUACAAGGCGUUGCAAUUAGAAUACUUCUUUACGGCAGGCCCGGAUGAAGUUAAAGCUUGGACAAUUCAGAAAGGAACGAAAGCGCCCCAGGCAGCGGGUAGAAUCCACACAGACUUCGAGAAGGGCUUCAUCAUGGCCGAAGUGAUGCACUUCAAGGACUUCAGGGAGGAAGGCACCGAAGCCGCCUGUAAGGCUGCUGGCAAAUAUAGACAACAAGGUCGUAAUUACGUAGUUGAGGACGGUGACAUAAUAUUCUUCAAAUUCAACGCGGGCGCCGGCCUGGCGAAGAAGAAAUGA
Molecule: messenger RNA, 1371 nt
Organism: Chilo suppressalis (striped riceborer)
Lineage: Eukaryota; Metazoa; Arthropoda; Insecta; Lepidoptera; Crambidae
Source: the annotation of a GenBank genome assembly